UGGACGAAAAGAUUGACGAGGAAAAAUAAGCAAAACCAGACAUGGAAGCUUUUUGAAGCCCCAAAUCUUUACAGUGACAAUACCUGAGGCUGAUUGCUUAUUGCAUUUGAUGGUUUUUUAUUGUCUAUUUGUCAUAGUUGAGCUACUUUUGGAUUCUCUAAGUGUCUUCACUGUUCUUGUCUCUCCUUUCAAGAUUGAUGGAGGGUCCAAUCUGUCCAUCAAAGUGAGCUGGUCUCAGAAAAUAUUCUAUAGUGAUGGUCAGUUCUCCCUUGAUAUACCAUUUAGCUUUCCAGAAUAUGUCACUCCAUUUGUAAAGAGAAUUUCCAAAAUAGAAAAGAUACAGUUGAAUGUGAACUAUGACAUGGGGACUGAAAUUUUAUGCAAGACAACUAGCCAUCCCCUGAAGGAAAUAAGACGCCAAGCAGGAAAUUUGGGAUUCUUAUAUGAAGCAGAUGUUCUUACAUGGUCAAAAACUGACUUUAAUAUUUCGUAUAUUGUCACGUCAAAUGAAAUAUCUGGUGGUUUGCUCUUACAAUCUCCUUCUGUACAUGACUUUGAUCAAAGAGAGAUAUUCUGCUUCUAUCUUUUUCCUGGAAAUCACCAGCAUAGAAAGGUUCAUUCACAUAAUUAGUAUUUGUCUCUGAUGCCAUUCAAGUGGAUCUUUUAUUUUUUUAUGCAUAUUAUCUUAUUCUAUUGCGGAAGAUUCCCUUCUCUUCUGAUGCAUCUUCUUUCUUCUGUAUGUUAAUAUCUUUAUUCAAGAAAUCUUGUUCACGCUUGUUGGGCAGAAUUAUUGCUGUUUACUGAAGGUUAAAAGUUCAAUGAGUCCUAAUGAAAAUAUAAAUUUGGUUUCG
Macadamia integrifolia is the source of this 851-nucleotide messenger RNA. RefSeq lists its product as uncharacterized. The transcript has 3 exons. The record is from RefSeq and is a predicted model, not a curated record. Lineage: Eukaryota; Viridiplantae; Streptophyta; Magnoliopsida; Proteales; Proteaceae. The coding region runs from base 110 to 631 and encodes 173 amino acids.